Eucalyptus grandis is the source of this 1779-nucleotide messenger RNA. Its product is annotated as receptor-like protein 9DC3. NCBI's taxonomy places the organism in Eukaryota, Viridiplantae, Streptophyta, Magnoliopsida, Myrtales, Myrtaceae. The record is from RefSeq and is a predicted model, not a curated record. Gene Ontology annotation, molecular function: protein binding. The transcript is spliced from 3 exons. Bases 1 to 1779 code for a protein of 592 amino acids.
AUGGAGGGGUUGGGUUUUGGGAAGGAGGGAGGAGGAUAUGAUGAUCUUUGUGGCAUACCUAGAGAUCUUGAAAGCGUUGUCGAGGUAAGCCUCGAGGUAGAGGAGGAAGUCCUCGUCUCUGGUUUUUCCCGUGGCUGUUGCGGCAGGGGUUUUGGCAGUGGUAAUCGGUUAAGUGGUGGAUUUCCAUCUUCAUUUGAGAACCUGAAGCAUUUGACUUAUCUCGAUCUUUCUGGCAACGACUUGUACGGUGAUAUUUUGGGCGCAUUGCAUCUGAAGGAUCUUCAAAGGCUUUAUCUUGGGUUGCUUAAUCUCAAUAGUGUUCUCGAUGUGAAUGAUCUAUUCACACUCAAGAACUUGACAACCUUAUAUUUGUCCAACAACAACAUAUCUUUCACCAAGUCAUUCAUCAAUGCCACUACAUUGAAGCUCGCCUACUUAUACUUGGAUUCAUGCAACUUGACCGAGUUCCCACGUUCUAACUUGCUAGAAACAAACCUCCCCAUCCCACCUCCCUUGGUUAAGCUAUACAACAUCUCCAACAAUGGCCUAUUUGGGGAUAUUCCAACAUCCAUUUGUAAAGUGAGCUCACUUGCCAUGCUCGAUUUGUCCAACAAUGCUCUGAAUGGCACACUUCCUUCUUGUUUGGGAAGUAUUGGUCCUUUGAUUUUAUUAAACCUUGCGAGAAAUAAAUUCAAUGGCAUGAUUCCUCAUGGUUACCUAGAUGGUUGUGCAUUGAGGAUGAUUGACGUUAGAGAAAACCAACUAAGUGGGAUUGUUCCGAGAUCUUUAGGAAAUUGCAAAAUGCUGGAGUAUUUGAACCUUGGUGACAACCAAAUUAAUGAUACAUUCCCAUUUUGGCUAUCGGAAUUGGCCUACCUAAAAGCAAUUGGCUUGCAGUCAAAUAGUUUCCAUGGUCCCAUAGAAUCUAAUCUAAGCCAGCUCAACUUCACCAGUUUACACAUCCUGGACAUUUCCAACAACAACUUCAAUGGCGAAUUUCCUUCCAACUUGUUGAAGAGUUGCCAAGCCAUGAAGGUCGUGAUUGGUCAAGAUGAGUUGGCAUAUUUGAAUAUUAUUCAAUCUAUUGAUUGGGCUUAUGAUUCAUUUUCUGAAAUAAGUAUGACUUAUGCAAUGAAAUUGAUGAAUAAGGGCACGAAAAAGGAAUAUGCAAAGAUUCCAGAGGUCCUCAUGGCAAUUGACCUCUCCAACAACAAGUUUGAAGGGUUCAUUCCUGAACUCAUUGGAGAUUUGAAAUCACUUCGCAUGCUCAACCUUUCAAACAACCUCCUCAAUGGUAGCAUCCCUCCUUCCUUGGCCAACCUGACAGUGCUCGAAGCACUGGAUCUUUCUCGAAACAAUCUUGUGGGAGAGAUUCCUCAACAACUAGCCCGCCUCACAUUUCUUUCGGUUUUCGAUGUCUCUCACAAUCAUCUAUCAGGACCAAUACCACGUGGAACGCAAUUUGAUACGUUUGAGAGCAAUUCAUUUGCAAUGAAUAAUGGUUUGUGUGGAAGUCCCUUGCCAAAUAAAUGCACAAAUGGUGAGAACACUCCACCACCACCAUCAUAUUUCAAAGUGGAUGAAGAAGAAGAGUGUCUCUUCAACUUGGAUUGGAGAAUUGUGCUAGUUGGCACCGGAGUUGGGUUUUCAAUCGAUGUUGUGAUAGAAAACUUGAUCAUUGAUGAGAAGAGGAUGUGGUUCUUGUGCUGCUCCAAGAAAAUGGCAAAAGGAUGGAAAAAGGUGAGGAAAGGUCUGGCAGACAAGAAAAUAUGCAGCUAG